CGGAGAGGGAGGGAGGAAGGGAGGGAGAGAGAGAAGGCAGAUGCCAGCGGAGAGAGGGAGACAGACCGAAUUCUGUCCGGUGGGCAUAACGGCUCCAUCGGCCCUUCAGCUCGGACGCGUGGUCAAGAGCCCAGCUGUGAAGAUCUUCCCCAGUGGAAUAAGAGGACUUCUCACCCUGGGACGACAAACUGACAUCCCUCACCCAGAACUAAAGCUGGUAAUGAGAGAGGGACAGGGCUGCCAGGCUGAGUGGCUUUAAGAGGUGCCCCCCCCCCCUGGUGUGUGUCAGAGGAACUGCGACUGUGAAAUACAGGUACUGAAGGGGACGAGGAACCUGAGCCUUGGCGCAGACUGCAAACUGCCGUUACUCCGAAGUCUAUGGUCCACUGACCCCCCCGCCCCCCUCCCUUCCAGACAAUAUGUGGUGCCUUCAGCUGCUGUUGUCCUUGUUGAUGAUCAUUAAAGACGUCAGUUCCCAGUGGAACGUCUGGAUGCCGCGGGACAUCUCCACCAUGACCAACUCCUGCGUGGUCAUCCCGUGCACCUUCAUGUACCCCUCGGGCGUCCGGCCCUACCGGGGCGUGCACGGCAUCUGGUACUUCGGCCAGCCGUACCCGCAGUUCUUCCCGCCGGUGGUCUUCAAGUCGCGCACGGACAUCGUGCACGAGAGCUACAAGGGGCGCACGCGGCUGCUGGGCGACCUGGCGCAGCGCAACUGCACGCUGCGCAUCGGCAGCGUGGGCACCGAGCACGCCGGCCGCUACUACUUCCGCGCCGACCUCGGCGGCGCCAACAUCUUCACCUACCCGGACUUCUCCGAGCUCAAGGUGCUCGACCAGCCCAACAUCGACGUCCCCGAGGAGAUCGUGAGCAACGAGAACCUGGAGCUCACGUGCUACGCGCCGGACAACUGCCCGGACGUGAGCCCCGAGAUCACCUGGCUGUACGCGGAGUACCUGCCCGACCCGCAGUUCGUCUCCGACUACCUGGAGGAGAGCAACACGGCGGUGCUGUCCAGCACGCUGGCCUUCGUUCCCCGGCCCAUGCACAACGGAAUGAUGCUCGGCUGCAGGGUGCACUUCCCCAACACCACCUUCGCCUACGAGAGGCUCAUCACCCUCGACGUCAAGUACCCCCCUCGCUCGGUGUGGGUGAACGUGACCCAGGAGGUCAUGGAGGAGAGCUCGGUGACCCUGUUCUGCGAGGUGGACAGCAACCCCGUCCCGCGCGUCAGCUGGCUUUUCGAGGGGGAGGUGCUGCUGACCGAAACGGCCCUCAACGCCACGCUGGUCCUGGAGGGCCUGGACCCGUCCCAAGAGGGCCUGUACACCUGCGUGGGGGACAACGGAUAUGGCACCAUGAACAGCUCCAUGUACCUAGCUGUCAAGUUCCCUCCUCGGGAGCCCUGGGUGAACAGCUCUCAGACGGUGCUGGAGGGCUCCUCCCUGUCUCUGUACUGCACGACGCAGGGUAACCCCCCUCCCACGCUCACCUGGCUGAAGGACGGCGUGCUGGUGGGGACCAUCACGGCGGAGGAGGAGUCGGUGCUGGAGCUGGAGGAGCUGACGCCCCAGAGCGACGGGGUGUACCGCUGCCUGGCGGAGAACGAGCACGGGCGAGCCAGCAGCUCGCUCAACGUCACCGUCGAGUUCGCUCCGGUCUUGCUGGAGGAGUCCAAGUGCACGGUGGUGAGGGAGGGGGUCCAGUGCGUCUGCAUCGCCUCGGGCAACCCCGAGCCCACGGUGGAGUUCCACCUGCCCGACCUCAACCUCACCGUCAACGAGUCGGAGAAGCGCUUCAGCUUCUACGCGCACACGGACGGCCACACCACCACCGGCAUGAUCAAGCUGCGGGAGAAGGCCCACCAGGGCGGCGACGGAGGGGCCGGGGUCAACGUGCACUGCAGCGUCAGCAACGUGUACGGCUCCGACACCGUGCGCCUGGAGCUGCAGCAGGAGAAGAAGUACAUGAUGGCGGUAAUCGUGGGCACCAUUGGUGGAGUGGCGGUGAUCGCUUUCAUCAUCGCAGCCGUGAGAUAUGUGGGCCGUAACAACAAGAAAGAGAAUGGAAUCCCGGGGCAGGACCUGGGUUCUAAGCUGGAGAACCCCUCCCUGUUCUACAGUGCAGUCAAGAAGGACAAACAGAGUCUGAGGAAGAAAGUGCUAAAGACCGAGCUUUUGGGGUCAAAGUUUAGCUCGAUCCUAGAGGAGAGCUCCACGGGAGAAGACGGCGACUACCAGCCGGUGAGUGCCAUGGCGGCGCUGGAGAGGCAGGAGCUGAACUACGCCGCCCUGGAGUUCAUGGGGGUGCGGCCGCGGGACGGGGCGUCAGCGCAGGGGGACGACGGCAGCGACUACACCGAGAUCAAGGCCAAAUGAAUCCCACUGCUCCCCUGACGCCCCCGUCCCGUCUGUGACACAGGAGGCCCCGCCUCCUCCAGCCCUUUCUCCUGCCUCUCCUUUAGUCCCCCUUCCCGCUCCCUGACCACGCCUCUCCCCCCACCCCCAC
Anguilla anguilla (European eel) is the source of this 2508-nucleotide messenger RNA. RefSeq names its product myelin-associated glycoprotein-like. The record is from RefSeq and is a predicted model, not a curated record. The transcript has 13 exons. NCBI's taxonomy places the organism in Eukaryota, Metazoa, Chordata, Actinopteri, Anguilliformes, Anguillidae. Bases 420 to 2378 code for a protein of 652 amino acids.